CGGGUGCUGUUUUACUGUAAAUACCACUGGUCUGGGCUAAUAAAAGUGUUAUUGACCAGGUUUUAGAGUAAAAGUGGUCAUUAAAUAAAAGUGUUCCAACAUACUUAGCCUACAUAGUUUCCUAUGGAGACUACUUGCAUAUAGGCCUAGAAGUAGCCUAUAUACUAUACACCAGACAUGGUUAAAUAAACUUCUUUAAAAUACUGAGCCAUAGCUAUAUAUGUAAAUCUGUGCAUGUACCCUAAAAUGCAUGUCUGUUUUUGUGUAUCCAUAGGCCCCAGCUGAUACAAAGAUUUAAAGCAAGUAUCUAAAUAGGCCUGUCCCAGACUUCCACAGAGUGUGCCCCGCCCCAGAAGACUCCUCAUCCUUACUCCACUUUCAACUUGACAGUCCAUAAGGACACAGCAAAUGGAGAGGACAUGGUUUGUUAAUGGGAUUUUGGACAGGCAGCAAAUAUAUUACCUAUAAACAAGUAGGCAUAUUCACCAUAAGGUAAGUCUUGCCUUUCUAUGUUUCAUUGUUUGCCUACAUUGAAAACUAAUUCCAUUUACACACAACUUGAUUAUAUUUCUUUUCAUUAGACAAUAGUUUGCAAGCCACUCCUUUCAAAGAUAUUUACUAUUACUUGCAAAUGUAUUGUCUGCAAUAGCGUGACAUUAUUGUUCUUGUCUUCUAAACUUGUUUUUUUUAAUUAAACAUAGCAUAUUUUUAGCCACAAUUUAGGUCAUGUUUUAUCCUUCUGUCAGAGCAGUGGUGAUGGAGAGUGGAAAGCAGGAUGUGUUAGCAGAGAGUCAUCUGUCAUUUGUAGAGGGACCAGUGGAUCAGUGAGAUUUUAAGUUGAGCUGCAUUAAGAACUAAAAUUGUACCAAAUUCAUAAAAAUAAAUGAGAAACAUGGGCUUUCAUGUUCGUUUUAUGGUCAGUCUUUUCAAAGACAAGAAUGUUUACUAAAGAAUGUGUGUUUAAAACAACACAUCCAAACUAAAGUACUUUUGUUUAUAGCUGUUAAUAUAAGUGUUGGCACUGAAUUGUUUGAGAAAAAGCAUGCUGGCCAGUUAAAAUUAACAAGGCCUAUAUUAUAUUUAAUUGUACAUACUGAUAUAAGCCUUUUGCAUAGGCCUAAACAGUGUAAUGUUUUCUUUUCCUCCCCACAGUUUGGGUCUAUUUAUAGCUGAUUGUAUAGACACACAUCCAACUGGUCUACCACUUACAGUUUAAAGACCUCUCGUCCUACAGGAUGUUUCAAAUAUAUCAAAUUUAUGGGACACUGCUGGGGGGAGUCAAGUGCAAUUACCCAGUUCAGAUGGUUUCUACCUGUUUAUUUGAAUGAAUAUUUUUUGUUAUUUUCACAUAUCUUUAUUUGUUUUCAUUGAAGGCAGAACUGUCAAUGUAAUAUCUGGGAAACCAAUGGAAAACAUCAGCAUCUCUUCUCUCGAACAGUCCAACUGCACUACUUGGGACCAGCGUUGGGGGGCGCCAUAUCUCCACAGAUUGGCGCACCUGGACUUGCAGCUGUAUUAUGACUUCUAUGCACUUUGGGUUUCACUUAUGGUGUGUAACAGUGCGAUGCUGAUUCUCGGGGUCUCUUUAAACUCUCUGGCCCUGUACAUCUUCUGUGGGACAUUUGGCCGCUCCUCAGCCUCUGUGGUGUACACUAUAAACCUGGCUGUUGCUGACCUGUUGGUGGCGCUGUCCCUGCCCGCUUGUAUCGCUCUGUAUCACAGUGGAGGCAGCUGUUUGGUCUGUUCUUAUAUCCACACGUUCAGCUAUUUUGUCAACAUGUACUGCAGUAUCCUAUUUUUUACCAGUAUCUGUAUAGACCGGUAUCUAGCUGUAGUCCAUGCGUCCAGUACCCUUCAUCGAUGGAGGACUGCAGGAGCUGCGCGGAUUGUAAGCUGCACUGUGUGGCUCAUAGCAAUCGUGGUCACCUAUUCCUUUCAGACCUCAGCUCUUGGGUCCAGCUCCUCCUGUGUACUGCUCCCAGCCUUGUUCUACCUCACUGUCCUGGAGUUCUUGCUCCCCCUGUUGGCCGUAGUGGGAUUUACUCUGCGCGUAGCCUGUUUCCUGUCAUCCCGGCACAGACACAUGUCCCAGAAGAGUCGAGCCAGAAGAACACGCGCUAUUAGACUUCUGGCUACUGUCCUGGUGGUCUUCACAGUCUGCUUCACGCCUUUCCACAUCCGUCAGAUACUGGUCUACUUCCGGGUUCAGGUGGGGGCAGAGUCACCUGAGCACGGAGUGAGGCAUAUUCUGGCCUAUCACAUCACAGUCACUCUGAGCAGUCUAAACAGCUGCCUGGACCCCGUAGUGUACUGCUUUGUGACGGACAGCUUCAAAAGGGUGUGGAGGGAGCGGGGCGGAGGGGGCGGCGCCAUGUACGGAGGGGCGGGAGAAACAACCGGAAGAGAACCUGACAGAAACUCAGAGAAGAAGUGUUCAGGGACUGCACUGGCCAUAAUUCACGGUGUGGCUACGAUUACACUGACAGGUCAACCACUGUCUGCUGACAACAUAGAGCAGAGUGUGUAGGCAACAAAAUACAAGCAGACACUGGCUCCAACAUUGAAAAGGUGAAGAAGCCCUGAUAUGAAUAACUUA
This is a messenger RNA of Boleophthalmus pectinirostris (great blue-spotted mudskipper), 2596 nucleotides long. Its product is annotated as G-protein coupled receptor 20-like. Gene Ontology annotation, cellular component: membrane. Gene Ontology annotation, biological process: positive regulation of Rho protein signal transduction; phospholipase C-activating G protein-coupled receptor signaling pathway. Lineage: Eukaryota; Metazoa; Chordata; Actinopteri; Gobiiformes; Gobiidae. The transcript is spliced from 4 exons. Gene Ontology annotation, molecular function: G protein-coupled receptor activity. The record is from RefSeq and is a predicted model, not a curated record. Bases 1325 to 2527 code for a protein of 400 amino acids.